GUUAUUGAAGGCCCUUUCGAUGUCAGCGAACACGCACACCAACAGCCGUCCCGAGCCCAAACCCUGCUCCAACCUGGAAGUCAGAUGGUGAAGAGCCGAGCCCACAGACCCGCCACUUCGGUUCAACCUUUAUUUCAUUUCACAAUCAACCUGUUCGAUCCUGCUCUUGUUAAAUUUUGCGCUGAAAAAUGUCGCGUGCAACCCAGUCGUAAGGACAAAAAGUGGCUGUUUGAAGGGAUCAAUUGAUAGAAAUAUAGAUGGAGGUAAAUUUUAUCAGUUUAUGGGGAUUCCAUACGCAGAGCCCCCGGUUGGAGAUCUCCGAUUUAAGGCUCCAAAACCGAAACACCCAUGGAAAGGAAUCAGAAAUGCCACUGAGGAAGGAUCAGCCUGUCCUCACCGAAGGGAAAAGCGAUUUAAUCAAAGUGUGCCCCUGGUAGGAGACGAGGACUGCUUAUUUUUAAAUGUUUAUACCGCCGAGUUGCCCAGAAACUCUGCUACCAUGAAGCUUAAACCGGUGCUUGUAUACAUUCACGGAGGAGGAUAUGUUUUUGGAAAUGGUGGUCGGGCAAAAUACGGACCAAAGAAUCUCAUGACGGAAGACAUUGUCCUGGUUACUUUAAAUUACAGGCUCGGCAUAUUAGGAUAUUUAAGUUUCAGCGACCCAACUUUGGAGAUUCCUGGCAACGCUGGACUGAAAGAUCAACGCCUAGCCCUUCGAUGGGUCCAGGACAAUAUCCGAAGGUUUGGUGGUGACCCAAACCGUGUGACCAUAGAUGGUGAAAGUGCCGGAGGAUCGUCCGUACACUUUCACGUCAUAUCUCCAUCCUGCAGAGGUUUGUUCCACGGAGCUAUCAUACAAAGUGGCUCCACUUUGAACUCCUGGCCUUGGGGAAAACUGGAUGGCGCCAUUAGCGUCGUGAACAAAAUCGGGGUGAAAGCAAAGACGCAAAAAGAAGCACUGGACGUACUGAAAUCUCUAUCCGCAUAUGAGCUUGUUAGAGUCUUAGAGCAAAUGGGAAUUACUGAAUGCUCAAACGACUGGCAAGAUAUUUCGCCCGUUAUCGAGUAUCCCCACGAAGGCGCCUUUUUAACAAAAUCUCCAAUCGACAUAUUAAACGCUGGUGAACAGAACCAAGUCCCGUUAAUACUGGGAUACAAUUCAAAAGAGGGGCAUUGGAUGAAUUAUCAGCAAAUGGCAGCGAAGGCGAUGGGUACUUGGGUGGCGCCCUUUAGUUGGGAGUGCAUAAUACCCUGGCAGACGGGCAUUAAAAAGGGCACCGCGAAAAGUAAACGGUUUGCAGACACUUUGGAGCGGACGUACCAAACAGAAACGCCGGAGGAAAAUGUGGUUAAUGCUUGGUCUGACAGCAUUUAUGAUGUUGGAAUCGAACAGGCGAUAAAGUUCCAUUUAAAAACUCACCUGGCGCCUAUUUACGCGUAUCGAAUCUCGGUGAUUACACGCUUAAAUUAUUUGAAAAGAUCCUUGAACCUGUGGGACAAACCAGGUGUUUUCCAUUCGGACGAGCUGGGUUAUUUAUUCAGUCAAUCGAUAACUCCGAAAGUGUCACCGGGCAGUCCCGAGGAUAUAUACCGCAGAAGAAUCGUCAAAUUAUGGACGAAUUUCGUUAAGUACAAGAACCCAACACCAGAUGACGAGUUGAACGUCUUAUGGCAACCUGUCGAAAGCGUGGACCCAAUCAAACAACUCGAUAUAGGUGAAAAUUUGACUUUUGUGGAUACACCGGAAGCGAGAAGAUUCGUUGUUUGGAAUGAGCUGCUAGAAGAAUCACCAUUUAUAAUAAAUUGAACCACUGGGUUGCAGGCUAUUAUCAGUUUGCGUU
Molecule: messenger RNA, 1841 nt
Organism: Cylas formicarius (sweet potato weevil)
Lineage: Eukaryota; Metazoa; Arthropoda; Insecta; Coleoptera; Brentidae
Product: juvenile hormone esterase-like
Exons: 9
Coding region: 281-1807 (508 amino acids)
Source: RefSeq, a predicted model, not a curated record